Engraulis encrasicolus (European anchovy) is the source of this 3041-nucleotide messenger RNA. It is a transcript of the gene zfand4, whose product is annotated as zinc finger, AN1-type domain 4. Lineage: Eukaryota; Metazoa; Chordata; Actinopteri; Clupeiformes; Engraulidae. The record is from RefSeq and is a predicted model, not a curated record. Gene Ontology annotation, molecular function: protein binding; zinc ion binding. The transcript has 10 exons. Bases 407 to 2911 code for a protein of 834 amino acids.
CUGAUGCCUGUGUUGUAGGGGAGGUGUAACUUGUCAAAGGUUUGUCGAUGGACAUAGUAAGAGGAUCUACUGGAUCAAAGCAUGAUCUUCUGGACAUGCAACAUUUUCAAACGUGGUUUAAAAAUUAAUUGCAUUUCAUCAAAAGCGCUUUUAAGGAGCACAGAAGGCAAACCCACGACUGGACCAGGCUGCGACUUGAUACCACUGGCGAGGUCUGCCACAUGAUGCUCAUCUUCCCGCAUGGCACUGAUGAGCAUCGGGGGCCUUCUCUGUCAUCCGAGGCCAGAAGUAGCCUCCUCCAGUGCUGGUUGGUGGUCGUCUCCUCCUGCUAGUGGGUGCACCUCCUCCACUCCACUCCUCCUCUCCCUCUCCGCUCCCUCUCCCUCUCCUUCUCCUCUGAGCCGUCAUGGCUCAUAGGAAGGAGCCGCCCUUCUUCAACAAUGACCACCUGAGCACCGUGCCUUACAAGCUGGCCUUCUACGAGACCAUGGAGCUCUUCAUCGAGACGCUGACCGGCACCUGCUUCGAGCUGCGCGUCUCGCCCUUCGAGACGGUCAUAUCCGUGAAGGCAAAGAUUCAAAGGCUUGAAGGUAUCCCAGUUGCUCAGCAACAUUUGAUCUGGAACAGUCUGGAGCUGGAGGAUGAGUACUGCUUGCAUGACUAUAACAUCGCGGAAGGCUGCACUCUGAAGUUGGUUCUUGCCAUGAGAGGAGGCCCCAUCAACACGAGAAGAGUGACUGUGGAUAACCCAUUGAAGGAAAUGGCUGAAUAUAUGGAAGCGAGCCAGGAGGAGGUUUGGGAAAAGGCCGUGCCCAACAAGCAGGUCACCUUCCUGGUGUAUCGGGAGGGCGACCAGCUGAACUUCUUCCGGGUGGUGGAUCGGGGAGACGGCACGCUCACACCCGUGUCCGAGUCCUUAAGUGGUGGCUCUGUGUACAAUGUGUAUGCUGAGGAAGAUGAGGAGGCCGAGGGCAUAGCCAUGGGGCAGCAGGCUCUGGAGAACUCCAUCACCAUGACCAAGAUGAAGCUCCUGAAGGCCAAGAUGGAGAACAUGAACCUCAGCAAGAAGCCUAAGAAGAGUGCUAAGCUGAAACCCAGACCUCCUGUUGGGCCCCGAGCCUGCAGCAGCAGCAGCAGUAGCACCCUGAUGGCCCCUGGUCGUCACCACCAUCACCACCGCCUGCUCAGGGUCCAUCCUCCACAAGGUGGCCAAUUGCACGCCCACGCCCACACCACCACAACGCAUCUACCUCCAAUCGAAAUCCAGCAGCAGCAGCAGCAACUCUCCGACCCCGCAGCAGGCUGCUCCAGCCACACUGCCUUGUCCUCCUCCCGCCUCCUCGACCGUGCCUCAGCCAGCCAGGCGGCGCCGCCCCUGCCCCCGCCCCUCUUCCACCACAGCUACGCGCUACCGGCCGGCGGAGACAAGCCGUGGGAAUACCCCGUCAGUAAAAAACUCCGGCCCCCUCCCAAAGUGUCUCGGCUGGAGGUGGCUGGGGGAUCCAGGCUGUUGACGACGGGCUGCGUGUAUCCUCCCCCGCUGUCCGUGUGCGCCAGCGGUAGAGGCAGCAAAGCACAGCCGGAACAUGGCCACCCCAUGGACGCCUCGGAGCUCAGCAGUGGCGCUGGCACGGCCUCCAGACUCCUGACCGAUUCGGCGGCUGCUCUGCCCGAGAAGGCGAAGCUUCUCCCCCUGAGCGAGCUGCUCCAUGAGCCCCUCAGCCUGGAGCUUCCAGGGCACAAGGAGGGUGGCGCAGCUAUGGUGGACACUCUUGGGGCUGUGGCAGCCGAGCACCUCCCCAGCACCACCACCACCGCCCCUUUACUCUCCCAGGCCAUGGGCCCCAGCUCCAGCUCCGUAGGUGCUAGCUGGGCAAUCGGGACCGAGCAGGUGACGUCCAACGGGGGGCGGUUGGGUUCGCUGCACCUAGCUACAGAGCCAGCGCCUUCCUCCUUCUCCUCUUCUUCCUCUGGAUCCUCGUCCUCGGCAUCGUCCUCCUCUGGCUCGUCCUCCUCCUGCUCCCCGUCCAGCCAGCGCCUCCUCCAGCCUUUCGAGUUCACUGGAGCCUCUCCUCUCCAGCGCUCCAGCCCCCCGCACUGUCGGCUGGCUCCAGAUGACCGCAGUCCCCUGGGCUUGGGCUUGCCCGUGCCCCUGCCGGUGGCCCAUGCCCCCUCCACCACCACCGCCACUGCCCAUGGCAAGCGGCCCGGCGGGCUGUCCCGCAGCGAGGCCAGAGACAUCACCAAGAUGGCCAACAAGGCCGCUAAGGAGCCAAUGGGCUCUCUGAGCAGUGCCGAGCUGCUGGCCUCUCUGGCGCGCCAGGGAGGAGGAGGAGGAGGAGGAGUAGGGGCCGGCAGGGAGGCUCCCUCGGGGCCAGGAGGGCUGCUGCCGCCACCGCCACUGCCGCCGCCGCCGGGCUCUGGGUGUCCCCGCAUGCUGGAGCGUCUGGAGCGCAUCUGCAGCCCUGACCCCCUGCUGCAGGCGCGACUGCAGGCCAGUCUCCAGGAGCUGCACCAGGACCUGCUGAGACGCAUCUGCCCCAUGCAGCAGCUGCAGCAGCACCGCGCGGCCACGCACGCGCACGCACACGUCUCCUCCCUACAGUCACCUAACAGCUUGAGUGCGUCAGGACCCUCGAGCACCAUUCGAAGAUUAGGCACUCCAACAUAUCACCUCCCGCCGGUAAAGCCCCCGCUGAGCUCUAAGAAGAAAGGCUCAAAGCACUGUUUCUUCUGUGGCAAGAAGACGGGCCUAGCCACCAGCUACGAGUGCAGGUGUGGCAACAACUUUUGUGCCUCGCACCGUUACGCAGAAGUUCACAACUGCUCGUACGACUAUAAGACUGCUGGCCGCCGUUUGCUGCAGGAUACCAACCCCAUCGUCAGCGCCCCGAAGCUACCCAAGAUCUAAGCCGACAGUGAGAGUCGUGCACACUACUUUUCAUGGGUUGCCCACAAAACAAAAGGGAGAGAAACAAUACAAAAAAGAUAUACAGAGUAAUGAAUCAUUUCAAAAGAAAAUACAAAGAACAUGAACUUUA